Messenger RNA from Cooperia oncophora, 420 nucleotides. NCBI's taxonomy places the organism in Eukaryota, Metazoa, Nematoda, Chromadorea, Rhabditida, Trichostrongylidae. The record is from the annotation of a GenBank genome assembly.
AUGACGUCUUUGCGACGAAAUGCCCUCAAUCCCGACGACGAAUGUCAAUUACCGGAUACUAAACGUCAUAAGAAAACUAGUGUCGCCGGCCGCCUUUAUGAGACGUCAGAAUUGUCCGAGAUUGCGUUAUCACAUCGAGUUCAAAGGACCGUUCAACCAUCAAAAUGUUCUCAUUGUGACACCCUUUCCAUUCUCUACACCGUCCAGUGUACCGAAUGUGGCGCUCAAUGGCAUAAAACCUGUUUCCCGAAGACGACACAAACUUGUGGACAAUCGGCAAGGCCAAGUGAUCGGCGUAUGAGCAUUUUCGGCGUAUCGUUAGAAGGCCAUUUAGAAAUGCAACGUCGAAACAUCCCACUGAUCAUCGAGUCGACUAUUCACGAACUUCAAAAGAGAGGAAUGCGUGUAAAAGUAAGUUAA